GAAGUGACAGGUGAGAAUUGGUUGACGCGGAAGUGACAGCAAAUAAACAAAACUUUGAGGAUGUUUCCUGGCAAGAGUCGCUUGGGAGUGAAGAGUGUAUAGAUAUUCAUCCAGGAGAGUUAAAAACGUUUCUUAUUCCUUCAGGCUUUGCUUAACCGUCGCUCCAGCACCCGAUGGCCUCCGCUAACCUACAAAAAGCUGUUGAUCUGGCCAGCAAAGCUUCAAUAGAAGACAAAGCCAAGAACUACGAGGAGGCUCUGAGAUGUUAUCAGCAUGCAGUGGAAUACUUUCUUCAUGUUGUCAAAUAUGAAGCAAUGGGCGAAAGAGCAAAGCAGUCCAUCAGGGCCAAGUGUCUCGACUACCUGGACAGAGCGGAACAGUUGAAGGAUUAUCUGAAGAAGAAGGAGAACAGUCCUCCAGCCAAACCUGUGAAAGUGUCUGGUGACAAAGGGAGUGAAAGCGAUGAAGGGGAAGACUCAGAGAAAAAAAAGUUCCAAAAUCAACUCUCAGGUGCCAUUGUUAUGGAAAAGCCAAACAUCAAAUGGAAUGAUGUCGCUGGACUUGAGGGAGCCAAAGAAGCCUUAAAAGAAGCUGUCAUCCUGCCCAUCAAAUUUCCUCACCUGUUCACAGGAAAGCGAACCCCUUGGAGAGGAAUCCUGCUGUUUGGGCCGCCGGGAACAGGAAAAUCCUACCUGGCAAAGGCAGUGGCCACAGAAGCAAAUAACUCCACCUUCUUCUCCAUCUCCUCCUCUGACCUGGUGUCAAAGUGGCUGGGGGAAAGUGAAAAGUUGGUGAAAAACCUGUUCAAUUUGGCUCGAGAACACAAGCCGUCCAUCAUUUUCAUAGAUGAGAUUGAUUCCCUGUGUGGCUCGAGGAGCGAGAAUGAGAGCGAGGCGGCUCGCAGGAUCAAGACGGAGUUCCUCGUCCAGAUGCAGGGUGUUGGCAAUAACAAUGACGGGAUUCUGGUUCUGGGAGCAACAAAUAUACCCUGGACACUGGAUUCAGCUAUCAGGAGAAGAUUUGAAAAGCGCAUCUACAUUCCCCUUCCAGAGGAGCUUGCGCGCUCCUUUAUGUUCAAACUCCAUCUCGGCUCCACCCCAAGCAGCCUGACGGAGGCCGACUUUGUUGCUCUGGGAAGAAAGACGGACGGCUACUCUGGAGCCGACAUCAGUAUAAUUGUGAGGGACGCCCUCAUGCAGCCCGUCAGGAAGGUUCAGUCAGCCACUCACUUCAAAAAGGUCCGAGGGUCACUGUGGAGUAAUCCAGGCGCCGUUGUUGAAGACAUGCUGACGCCCUGCUCACCCUCGGAUCCCAACGCCAUUGAAAUGACCUGGGUGGACGUUCCCGGGGAGAAACUUCUGGAACCAGUUGUGUGUAUGGACGACAUGCUGAGGUCUCUGGCAAACAACAAGCCCACCGUGAAUGAGCAGGACCUGGACAAGCUGAAGAAGUUCACCGAAGACUUUGGUCAAGAAGGUUAAUGGUAGUAAGACUUCACUCAUACACCUAGGACUUCUACUGAAAGAUUUACUCUCUGCUUUUCUGUUUCUGUUUGAUUAAUGUGAAAAUCUGUAAACACAUUCCCAUAAGACGUCACUGGAGCCCAGAGUUUAUAUCUUGACUAAAACGAACCAAUUAAAAUCUACAUUUUUAAACACUUUCAUGUUUUCAUGCAGAGAAUCUCCUGUUUACAUCUAUUUUAAUGAUUUUUUUUUUAUUUCUGUUACUCAAUACAUUAUUUCAUAAUCUUUUUUAUUAAAAUCAUAAAUUAAAUAUAUAUAAAAUCUGCGAUGUAUGACUGUCACUGUUUGAAGGGAGAAAGUGUACAGAUGGUGAUGGACAAAUAGAAGCACCUUUCCAAUAUACCGCUUGUAGUCUAACGUGUCGAAAUGUCACAGUCUGCGCCUAUAAAUAUGGGUUCAUGCAAUAAUUAUUUCAAAUCCUUACAGUUGUUCAUACAAAAAAAGAAACUUUUCCUGAUCAUCUUGUUUCACUCCAGGUUGACAUUGUUUAUUUUUAUUGCGAGUUUCCCAGGGUUUAAUGGGAGUAAAAUGUAAAUGAUGUGCAAAAAUGCUUUUGGAAAUAUUUCAAAUUUUCUACUAAAGUAAACAAAAAGAUUUUUGCUGAAAUCAGUCAAAUUCUUUUUGUGAUUUAGUCACACUUUAGAAAUUAGGUCAUUUAUUAAACUUAAGUUUCCAAGUUUUUUCUCAUGGUUUAUGGAUUUCUUGGCUUUUUGUUCAAAUUCUAAUUAUUUUAGAUCAUGUCAAUUAAAAAAUUUUUAAAAGUCAUUCACACGUUUUUCUGUUUUGCUGCUUCAAAUGCACUUGAUAUGUUCUGUGAACAAAAGUCUGGGGGAUGAAUAAAGAAAACAAGAAAACAUG
This is a messenger RNA of Salarias fasciatus (jewelled blenny), 2381 nucleotides long. Its product is annotated as vacuolar protein sorting-associated protein 4B-like. Gene Ontology annotation, molecular function: ATP binding; ATP hydrolysis activity. Lineage: Eukaryota; Metazoa; Chordata; Actinopteri; Blenniiformes; Blenniidae. The transcript is spliced from 11 exons. The record is from RefSeq and is a predicted model, not a curated record. Gene Ontology annotation, biological process: endosomal transport; vacuole organization. The coding region runs from base 174 to 1481 and encodes 435 amino acids.